Molecule: messenger RNA, 1608 nt
Organism: Pediculus humanus corporis (human body louse)
Lineage: Eukaryota; Metazoa; Arthropoda; Insecta; Psocodea; Pediculidae
Exons: 3
Coding region: 1-1608 (535 amino acids)
Source: RefSeq, a predicted model, not a curated record
AUGUGUAAAAAUUGCAUUGCUCGUAAAUUUUCCGAUGGAGAAUCAUCGGUCGAAUUCGUUAGAAUCGGUACUUUUAUUAAAGUGUGUUCCAUAAAUAAAGAAAACGUUUUAUUCUACAUUGUUAAAAAUAAUAUGCAAAUAGAAUGUGUGAAAUUAAUAUGUUCAAAAAAUGAUGUGAAAUUUUUAUCCGAAAACCUUUUGGAUCUUUUAUUUCCUGUCGAACAAACUGCAAGGUUACCCCUCGUUAUAGACAACAGCAUUGCUGAAAGUUUAAGUAAUAUUUCUUUAGGACAUAGAGUUCAUGUUUUAGGACCAGACAAUAAGAAUAUUUGCUAUGGUAUAGUAACUUUUAAAAAUUCAAUUUUAAGAUUAGGACCUGGUAUUUAUUUCGGUUUAAAACUUGAGGUUCCUAAAGAAAAUUUAUUAGCUUUUACCAGGAAAAUAUCUUUACUCGAACCAGGUUCAAAAGAUUUUCCAUAUGGAUGUGAUGUAAUUGUAGCAAUUAAUCAAAUUUCUCCUAGUAAUAUUAAAUUUUUAAAGGAAAAAGGACAUUAUCUAAGUGAUAAAGAUUGUCAAAAUGUGGAAGAUUUAUUUAGCACAAAUUCAAUUUAUAAUUCCAAAGAAAUUCAUUCGAACAAUUUAAAAAAAAACUAUUCAUUUAAUAAUGUAGAAGAAUCGAAUUUAAUUUGUUCGAAUGUGAAAAAAAAUGGAGAUUCAAAUGGCCAAGUAUCAGUGGGAGAUAGAGUUGUGUAUUUGAAUGGAAACACAUUUGAAAAAGGUACUAUCAAAUGGAUGGGAAAUAUUAAAAAUUCAUUUAAAAUUGGAGUAGAAUUUGAUAAUCCUAUAGGGAGUGGAACUGUUGAUAAUAUUGAAUUAUUUAAAACAAAACCUCAACAUAACUUAAUUCUUCCUCCGACUGCUUUGAUAAAAUUUUCUGAUUACAUGACAAACAAUACUAAUAAUGAUACUUUUAAAUGUAAGAAUAAUAUUAUUAACAACAACAACAAUAACAAUAACAACAAUAACAAUUAUUACAAUGGUUCUAAAUUGGAUGAUAUUUUUUGCAAUAGUAAAUUAUGUUGCGAAGGAAAACACAAAGUAAUAAAAUCAAAUUCUCAUCAUUGCUUGAAACAUUCUGAAAAAUCAAAUUUUUUCGAUGAUUCACCAUUGACAAAUGAUGAAUUGAUAAAUAAAAUGUCUUCUGAAUCUAAAGUUAAAAAUUUCGAAACACAUUUCAAUCAAAAUUCUAAAAGUUUUGAUUAUUAUAAACCUAGUGAGAAAAAAUCAUUGUAUCAAAGGCAGUGUCAUUCUGUUGAAAAUGAUUUAGUCGAUGGUAGUCAUGAAAAAACACACUACAAUACAAAACAUAUUAACGGUCCAGGUCAAAAAAGAAUCGUCAACAAUGAUUUAUUAGAUUUAAUAGAUCCCGACUGGUCGAAACAAGAACAAUUACUUAAAUUUAGCAUUAAUGAAAAACCUUUACAGAAUACAGAUGAUACCCUAAAUGUUUUGAAAUGUUCUUAUAGUAAAGGAAAUGAAGACUUUUGUAAUGGAACUUAUCCAAAAGGGAAAUAUGAUGUCAUUAAAAUAAUUGAUGAAGUUAUGUGA